AUGGAAGAAGAUGUGUUGGACAGUAAACAAAUUGAUUCAAAAUAUAGUUCUGACGAUGUGGGAGAUAUUGGUGAGAAAAAUGAAGUUCCUAUUGUGAAUGAGGAAAGUCGUGCUGGUAUUGUGGGAGAUGAUAUUGCCACAGACAAAAAUGAUGUAAGUGUUGAGAACAAGAAUCAUCCAGCUCUUCCUGCUGAGAAAAGAAAGCUUAAUGAUCAAGCAGCUGUUGGAAGCAAUGAGCCUGUAAAGAGGCGCAGGUGGAACUCUGAAAACCUUAAAGUUCCAGAGCUGCAAAGCCCUCUUCAAACACCUUCAGUCACACCCAAGGAUACUUUCCAGACCCCCAGUUUGAAGCGUAGCUUUUCAAGAUCAAACUCUUCAAUGAGUGAGGAUGCCCCCAAGGAACGUGUUGUUCCACCAUCGCAGAAGCCUCCAACUAAUUCCCUUAGAAUUGAUCGUUUUCUGCGACCUUUCACCUUGAAAGCUGUGCAAGAACUUUUAGGCAAAACUGGGAAGGUUACUGAUUUCUGGAUGGACCACAUCAAGACUCAUUGCUAUGUUACUUAUUCAUCAGCCGAAGAAGCCUUGGAGACACGGAAUGCUGUGUAUAACCUACAGUGGCCUCCCAAUGGUGGGCGUCUUUUAGUGGCCGAGUUUGUUGAUCCCCAGGAAGUGCAAACACGGGUUCAGAUUCCUCAGACUCCUACUACACCCAUCAGCAGCGGUCCUGCUGUUCCUGUUGCCCCAUCCACCUCACAGCCACAGCCUUCACCACGUCAACCUAGGCAGCAGCAGCAGCAGCUGCCACCACCGCCUUCUCUUCCACCUCCACCACCUUUGACUGCCCCUUCCUCAGCAAGAGAACGGCUUCCUUUGCCUCCCCCACCUCCUCUACUGGAGAAACUUGAUACACCGAUUGUCACUUUGGACGAUCUCUUUCGAAAAACCAAGUCAACUCCUCGAAUCUAUUACUUACCUUUGUCGGAAGAACAAGUGGCUGAAAAACUUGCAGCACAGGGCAAAAAUGCCAAGUAG
This is a messenger RNA of Prunus armeniaca (apricot), 1032 nucleotides long. NCBI's taxonomy places the organism in Eukaryota, Viridiplantae, Streptophyta, Magnoliopsida, Rosales, Rosaceae. The record is from the annotation of a GenBank genome assembly.